GCCAUCACUAGACAAAGAUUUAGAACGAAAGCAUUUUAGUAGCGUAAACACUGCGUCUGGAUAGAAAUAUGGAGAAGGUCUCUUAUCUAUCACUGUUAUGGCUUUGGAUAGCUUUGCCUCAGUUUGAUUACACAGCCGCAGCAAGUCUCAAGCUUCUUACUACCUCCAAUAUGCGUCAGUCAACUUUAUUCCCUUAUGGUAUUCUACAAAUUCAGUACAACGGAGAAUGGGGAACGGUAUGUGAUGAUUCAUGGGACAUAAGAGACACUCAUGUUGCUUGCAAGCAGCUUGGUUACUUCAGAGGGCUCGCACACAUGUACAUGGGUGAAGGAUCUGGAAGGAUAUGGUUAGAUGACGUGGGAUGUACCGGAAGUGAGAGCUUAUUAGAAAACUGUCCCAAUUCUGGUUGGGGUAAUCAUAACUGUGGACACGGCGAAGACAUUAGUAUUGUUUGCGAAACAGCCCCUUCUCCUAGAGUACGUCUUUCUGGUGGUAACAACCAAAGAGAAGGUCGAGUAGAAGUUUACUAUAACAGUAUAUGGGGUACAGUUUGUGAUGAUUACUGGACGUUGGAUAAUGCGAAUGUUAUAUGCAAGAUGCUAGGUUACCCAAAAGCACGCGCGUCACAAAAUUUUGGAUCAGGAUCCGGACAAAUCUGGCUUGAUAAUGUACUAUGUCGAGGAGAUGAGAGCUCAAUCGGUAAAUGCCGCCAUAAUGGAUGGGGAAUUGAGAACUGUGGUCACGACGAAGACAUAGGUGUUGUAUGUCUACCAUCAGGUUCCCCAGGAGUGAGAGUCCGUUUGAAGGACGGAAAUAUUCCGAAUGCUGGUCGCGUAGAAGUACGUUACUAUGGUGACUGGAAACCUAUUUGUGAUACAAACUGGGAUCUAAAGGAGGCUAACGUCAUAUGCAGAAUGUUAGGUUACAGCCUUGGUGCUGCUGGAAGUAUCAAUGGAAUGCAAAGUUUUGGAGACGUAUGGCUGUCGACUGUGAGCUGCAAUGGACAGGAGUCAUCCAUUGAAAGCUGCCAAAAUCUUAACUGGGGUCAAAGAAGCUGUGCAUAUAACAAAAAAGCUGGUGUUUUUUGCAAGUCAGGUGCCUCUUCAAAUAUAGCAUUUCGACUAUCCAGUGGUAUAUUCAAUUAUGUUGGACGACUUGAGCAACGGUACUAUGGCAUGUGGGGAGCGGUGUGUGCUGAUUCCCUUGACCUACAAGAUGCUAAUGUGGUAUGUCAAAUGAUGGGGUAUAGUCAGGCUGUUACCAGUUACAAACAACCACAAAGCUACAGCAUGUUUAGAUUUUCGUUGGUCACAAACUGCAGCGGUGCUGAGACUUCAAUACAGCAGUGUGGACACCACCAAACCCAAGUCAAAGCAUGCGAGAGUCACAAUGAUAUUUGGGUCGUUUGCAAGCCUUUAUCAGCCCAAAAUUCUAAUUUAACAGUUCGCUUAGUAGACGGGGACUUUCCUAACCAAGGCCGUGUGGAGGUUCAAUAUCAAGGGAUCUGGGGCACAAUUUGUGGUUUUCGUAGCUGGGGUCUAGCAGAUGCUCACGUGAUCUGUCGUAUGUUAAACUACGGUAAAGCAACAUGGGCAGGAACUGCUAAUAUCAAAGGAAGUGGUCCUGUAUGGAUCGGAUCUUUGUCUUGCCGUGGUAACGAAAAAUCACUGCAGCAAUGUCAAGUGAACUAUGGUUCGGUUGAACAAUAUUGCAAUCAUGAUGCGGAUGCCGGAGUCACGUGUGAACAUGUAACAAAAGAAGAAUUAUCUGUAACUGUACGCCUUGUCGGUGCCGAGAAAAUAAAUGCCGGUGCAGUAGAAGUCAACUACAAAGGGGCCUGGAUACCUGUUUGUGACGAUACCUGGGAUAUAUUAGACGCUCACGUGAUCUGUAGAAUGCUUGGUUACAAAGCAGCUCUCGCCGGAAUAAAGCGAUUUAGUGUCGGAAGGCAAGGGAGGUGGAUAGGUGGAAUCGAAUGCAAUGGCGAUGAAAUGUCGAUUAGUGAAUGCUAUCAUCGUGGAUGGACGAACUAUGGAUGCCCUGGGGACUACUAUGCUGGUGUCACGUGCAAAACUCAUCAAGCCGAUCCUCCAUUAUUCAAGAUAAAUGGAACCAACGCCAUCACGGAAUCAACGGUGUUAAUCGUGUUUGAGGAAAAACGGCAAAUUGAAUCACAUCUGAAAGGUUUCUAUCAAGUGGUAGUGGAAAAGAGAGAUAACGAAGAUCGCUUCAAAACCUAUGGACAGCCAACGCCCUUUGUUUAUAACGAGGUCAACGUUACCAUUGCAGCUCAAAGGGGUAAUGAUAGUUACAUCACCGCAGAGAUUUUGGUUCCCAUCUCAAGCUUAACGAUUGGUGACGGUCAGUACUACAAUAGUUACUACAACGCACCUUUACAACCAGGAUCAAUGUAUAGAGUACAUGUGAGGAUCGUUACCAUUGCAACAGAUGGGAGGAGGACUUUCAGCCGAUCAGACUUUGUGGUUUUUAUGACUAAACAACACAUUGCUCGCCAAGCCGAUCCUCCAUUAUUCAAGAUAAAUGGAACCAACGCCAUCACGGAAUCAACGGUGUUAAUCGUGUUUGAGGAAAAACGCCAAAUUGAAUCACAUCUGCAAGGUUUCUAUCAAGUGGUAGUAGAAAAGAGAGAUAACGAAGAAUGCUUCAAAUCCUAUGGACAGUCAACGCCCUUUGUUUAUAACGAGGUCAAUGUUACCAUUGCAGCUCAAAGGGGUAAUGAUAGUUACAUCACCGCAGAGAUUUUGGUUCCCAUCUCAAGCUUAACGAUUGGUGACGGUCGGUACUACAAUAGUUACUACAACGCACCUUUACAGCCAGGAUCAAUGUAUAGAGUACAUGUGAGGAUCGUUACCAUUGCAACGGAUGGGAGGAGGAUUUUCAGCCGAUCAGCUUAUGUGGUUUUUAUGACUAAACAACGCAUUACUCAGCAAGAAAAAGCUGUGAAGAGCUCGAGCAGCCCAGUUCUCAAAGACACUGUGAUUGGUUUGUCAGUUUUCAUAGCUGUUCUUCUUGUUCUUAUCAUUGGAAGUUUUGUGUGGUGCACCUUCAUAAGGAAGAAGGAGAAGGAGAGAAAGAAUGAGACCAGAGCUACAGAAUUGUCAGAGAUUCCAACAGUAAAUAGGGUUCCUGCAGUCAUUCAACCACCUGAAUCACAUUAUCAGUCUCUGAACUUCCAGUCAAGAAUGCAAACAAAUGUUGGCUAUGACAACCAAGCUUACAGCUUAUCAAUUGAGAAAAACAAAAAGAGGAGAAAGAAAACAGAARAGCAAGGGGUAAAAAGCAAUUCAAAAAACACAAUGGAUCAAAAUGAAUUGCAUUAUCAGGCAAUGACAUUGCCAUCUGAAGGACAACAUAAUGGUGGCAGACAGGAGGCAGCAUAUCAAGUGUCAAAUAUUAGAUUACAGGAUUCUAAUGUGUACAAAAUUGAUGAGAACUUGUAUGAAAAUGUGACAUGCUAGAGAGACACAUACGUUUGAAGUACUCUUGUUCCAUUGCUUUAUCACAAGCCUUUAUUUCAAUCUUUUGCCAACCUGGAAAAAAAGCCAAGAUAAUCAAACAGAUAAGGCAAAAAUGACAAUGAUCAUAAUAGUAAUGAUGAUGAUGAUGACAUAAUCUUUUAUAGUGUCCAUGUGGUCCAGCCUUAGGAUCAAUGUACAGAUCGUGCUACAAAUUUCACACAGGUUUAUAAAAUUUUGUUCUUAAGCAGGUCAAAUCGGUCUAUAUGUGAAUACUAGACAAUGAAAAACAUUGCAACGAUCUUGAUGAAAACUACACAACAAACUAUUGAAUUUGGUUUUUGCAAUAUAUUAAUUUCAACAAUUAUUGGAUGAGGUUUUGAUGAUAUCUGGAAUUAUGAAUGUUGAGGUAAGUGUUAUCGAUUGGCAGAACCGUAGGCUGAGGCCAAAAAUAUUUGCCAAGACAUUGAUAUUGAAAAAAAAUCAAAACCAAAUUCAAUAAAUGUUGUAUUAUACAUUGUUGAAAUAGGUUAACUGAUAAUACAAAGAUAAGUUUAAAAUAAACUUCAUUUAAAAUUUAAAGAAAAACCUACAGGUAACCACCAUCCACUGACCUAUGCAGUCUCAUUUUUGCAGAUAACUGGCUAUAGAUAACUAUAUCGACUAUCGACUGCUGAAAAAUCGCUGGUGCAUGCUGAUAGCUAGAAUUAUCUGUAGGUUUUCGACCAAUGAGAAUUCAGAUAGUGAGUGCAAUGUAUGAUAACAUAAAUUAUCAUGACAAGGGCAAUGUAGGAUGUACAGCUGUAGGCUGUGGUGGAUAAYACAGAUAAGGUUUUUUGAUAAUUUCUGCACAAACAGAAUUCAAUAAUUGUUUAAUUGUAUAGUUUGUAAACUAAGAAUAAAGAUUUUGUUCUGCCUUAGAAAAAAGGUAGCGAACAUAUUUCAUUCUUCAUUCCGACCUUGAGUGAACAUGACUUGCUGUAAUAUUGUAUUAUCWGCAGAAAAACCUACAAAUAAUACAUUGAUCAUGUCAAGUUCACAUGAUAUUAAGGAUUUGCUGAAGGUUCUUGGCCAAUUAGAAGCGACAUAACGAGUAAAAAUUAUUGUACUGUACAUAUUAAUGAUCAUAAAUAUAUAUUACAUGGAUACUAUCAGUAUACUAUUAUUGUUACAAAGUUUCCAUUUUUUUAAUUUUAGAUGCUUUGAACCAACAAACUCACAUUUUUAUCAUUUGGUUAGAGUGCAAUCUGCUAAAGAGCAUUGGUUAACAUAAUUAUUCAAGAAUUAUACCAAGGUUAACAUAUAGUCUAUAUAUAGACUGAAGUCUUAUCCUUUAGUGGGGCAUAUGUCUCAAUAUAUCAGAGUCAAAGUUAUUUUUACAUAAACUUAAAUUGGUUAAAUCAUUCGGCAAAGCAGAAAUGACAUUAGACUUAAUCUUCCUUUGAUAAUAAAAGAUGGCUUGCAAAACAGUAUUAAGACCAUUUUUGAAAAACCUUAAAUUAAUGAGUUCUUUGCUAUGCGCAUAUUAAAGCUUAUCAACAUUUGCCAUUUUUGCGGUUCAAUAGAACCUGAUUAAUUAGUAAUCAGAUAGUUUCUCAUUCAGUUUGGCUUAAUUUGCACUGGACAUGUGUUUUCCAAGAGCUAAAAUUGCAUUCGCCCUACAGGUUCAUGCAAAUUGAUACUGUUUGAAAACAUACUCGUGCAAAUCAAUUCCAAAUUGAACAAGAAACUGUGUGACUACUUAUAGAAAAAAUAAUAAAACAGACUAAUAACUUAUUACAUUUUGACUGCACCAGAGGUAUGAAUACCAUCGACUUUCUUUCGUUUUCUCACUGGAUUAAAAAAUAAGUCACUACCAA
Molecule: messenger RNA, 5335 nt
Organism: Actinia tenebrosa (Australian red waratah sea anemone)
Lineage: Eukaryota; Metazoa; Cnidaria; Anthozoa; Actiniaria; Actiniidae
Product: scavenger receptor cysteine-rich type 1 protein M130
Cellular component (GO): membrane
Source: RefSeq, a predicted model, not a curated record